Molecule: messenger RNA, 3233 nt
Organism: Purpureocillium takamizusanense
Lineage: Eukaryota; Fungi; Ascomycota; Sordariomycetes; Hypocreales; Ophiocordycipitaceae
Gene: YSH1
Product: endoribonuclease ysh1
Exons: 4
Coding region: 255-3032 (925 amino acids)
Biological process (GO): mRNA 3'-end processing by stem-loop binding and cleavage
Cellular component (GO): mRNA cleavage and polyadenylation specificity factor complex
Molecular function (GO): RNA endonuclease activity; RNA binding; 5'-3' exonuclease activity
Source: RefSeq, a predicted model, not a curated record
CUUGAGCUCUCCCACAAUACACGAUUGUCCGCCCCAAUAUCGCUAUAUUGACGGGACACAACAAUUGUAGCAUGCAGCGCUCAGCGCUGCAUUGAAUCGUUGCUUGCACGCGCGUCGCCAGUCUGCAGCGGCCGCGAAAGGCACCAUUCACGUUCAGGAGUCACUACCCGUUAAUUCCACCAGCAAAGCCAGCUUCACGCCGCCCUUGAACACAACUCAUCCCACGAUUGCCACGCCUGAUCUCGCAAGCAGCCAUGGCGUCGAAGCGCAAGGCGUCCGCGAUGAACGCGGCUUCUGUCGAGGAGCCCGUCGACCCCUCCGAUGAGCUCAUGUUCCUGUGCCUCGGCGGCGGCAACGAAGUCGGCAGGUCUUGCCAUAUCAUACAGUACAAGGGGAAGACGGUCAUGCUCGACGCCGGCCAACAUCCCGCGUAUGACGGUCUCGCCGCGCUGCCCUUCUACGACGACUUCGAUCUUAGUACAGUCGACGUGCUCCUAAUUAGCCAUUUCCAUGUCGACCAUGCGGCGUCAUUACCAUACGUUCUCGCAAAGACAAACUUCAAGGGCCGCGUCUUCAUGACGCACCCGACAAAGGCCAUCUACAAGUGGCUCAUCCAAGACAGCGUCCGCGUGGGCAACACGUCGUCGAACCCAACGACGCAGCCCGUGUACACGGAACAGGACCACCUCAACACGUUUCCCCAGAUCGAGGCCAUCGACUACCACACGACACACACCAUCUCCUCCAUCCGAAUCACCCCCUACCCCGCCGGCCAUGUCCUCGGCGCGGCCAUGUUCCUCAUUGAGAUUGCUGGUCUCAGGAUCUUCUUCACCGGCGACUAUUCGCGCGAGCAGGAUAGGCAUCUCGUCUCCGCCGAGGUGCCCAAGGGCGUCAAGAUCGACGUCCUCAUCACCGAGUCGACGUACGGCAUCGCGUCGCACGUCCCUCGCCUGGAGCGCGAGCAGGCCCUCAUGAAGACCAUCACCAGCAUACUCAACCGCGGCGGUCGCGCUCUUCUUCCCGUCUUCGCCCUCGGCCGCGCGCAGGAGCUACUCCUCAUCCUCGACGAGUACUGGGGAAAACACCCGGAGUUUCAAAAGUACCCCAUUUACUACGCUAGUAACCUGGCCCGCAAGUGCAUGGUCGUGUACCAGACGUAUGUCGGCGCCAUGAACGAUAACAUCAAGCGCCUCUUCCGCGAGCGCAUGGCCGAGGCCGAGGCCGCGGGCGACAGCGCCGGCAAGGGCGGACCUUGGGACUUCAAAUACAUCCGCUCGCUCAAGAACCUCGACCGCUUCGACGAUGUGGGCGGCUGCGUCAUGCUUGCCAGCCCCGGUAUGCUGCAGAGCGGCGUCAGCAGAGAGCUCUUCGAGCGCUGGGCACCGAGCGAGAAGAACGGCGUCAUCAUCACGGGCUACAGCGUCGAGGGCACCAUGGCGAGGCAGAUCAUGCAGGAGCCCGAUCAGAUCCAGGCCGUCAUGUCGCGCAGCAUCGCCGGCGCACGCAGGGCCCCUGGAGGUGACUCGGAGAAGGUGCUCAUUCCUCGCCGCUGCAGCGUCGCCGAGUAUUCGUUUGCCGCGCACGUUGACGGCGUCGAGAAUCGCGAGUUCAUCGAAGAGGUUGCGGCGCCAGUAGUGAUCCUCGUCCACGGCGAGCAGCACAACAUGAUGCGGCUCAAGUCCAAGCUCCUCUCCCUCAACGCCAGCAAGACGGCAAAGGUCAAGGUCUACUCGCCGCGCAACUGCGAGGAGCUGCGCAUCCCCUUCAAGGGCGACAAGACGGCCAAGGUCGUCGGCAAGCUGGCCUCGAUCCCGCCACCGUCGCUCCUUUACGGCUCCGGACCCGACGACGCAGGGACCGCCGUCGUCGCCGCUGCCCCCGCCGACGCGCCGCUCGUCACCGGCGUGCUCGUCCAAAACGACUUCAAGCUCUCCCUCAUGGCGCCCGAAGACCUGCGCGAGUACGCCGGCCUCACCACCACCACCAUCAUGUGCAAGCAGCGCCUGCGCCUCAGCGCUGCCGGCAUCGACCUCAUCCGCUGGGCGCUCGAGGGCACAUUUGGCGCCAUCGAGGAGCUGCCCGAAAUGCGUGGCGCCAAGGCCCUUGUUGCCGCGAAGGAGGGGACCGGCGGCGACGACGGCGACGGCAAAGCAGAGGACGACGAGAUGAAGCAAGAGGCCGCGGACGAGGAGGUUGGUGGCACGCUCGUGGCCGCGUACCUCGUCAUGGGCUGCAUCACCGUCAGAUACCGCACAAACGGUGAGGUCGAGCUCGAGUGGGAGGGCAACAUGCUCAACGAUAGCAUCGCCGACUCUGUCAUGGCCGUGCUCUUUUCCGUCGAGAGCUCCCCCGCCGCUGUGAAGCGCUCCGCCGCAAACGGCAAGCACUCGCACUCGCACGGCGACGACAAGGCCGACAGCAGCAGCCCCGACGGCCCGCCCUACGGCCGCAACCCGCACGCCAACUGCACCCCCGCAGAGCGCCUCGAGCGCCUCUUCUGGUUCCUCGAGGCGCAGUUUGGCGCCGACAAUGUCGCCCCCGUCGAGAACCCUAAGCUGCCACCCGCGCCCGCGCCCGCACCGGUGGCCAAAAUCGAGGACCCCUCGUCUGCGCCGGCAGACGCCACCAUGAAGGAGGAGGAAGUAGCAGAAGAGAAGGAUGGCGAGAGCGGCGGCGGCGAGGACACGGCGAAAAAGGAGGAAGAGAGCAACGGUGUCAAGGAUGAGGCCGAGACGCAGACGAAAAGGGAGGAGCAGGGGCAAGAGGCGGAGGGCAAGGACAAUGCCGACCCCGACGCCAUGGACGAGGACACCAACGCCGACUCGGAGCUGGAGCAGCGGCGCAGCAGGGAGAUCCAGCGGCUGCACAAGCUGGGCAUUCCCGUGCCGGGCGUGCGCAUCAAGGUGGACAAGAUGGAGGCCACCGUCUGGCUCGAGGAUCUCGAGGUCGAGUGCAACAACAAGGUGUUCGCCGACCGCGUUAGGGCAGUUAUGGAGCGUGCGGUCGAGGUCACGGCUCCGCUCUGGGCGUAGGCCUCCUCGGCGUUGGUCAUGCUACGCACCAUACGUACGGAUUUUUUGCAGGUCACUUAACAGGGCCCACGGAGCGAAUCAAGGCGCAGUUUGGACCAAGACAAGAGUCUAGGGAUGCAUUGCUUGUAUGAUAUGAUACAAAGGGGCUAGCUAGCUAGGGCUAGGUCUACACGAUAAGAAAAGAAACAAUGCAGCACGGCA